AUGAUCUAUUUACAUGAUAAAGUAAAUCUAUUUAUUGCAUUAAAGAAAUGUCUGUCAUCAUGCACAACAACUGUUUUAACUAAAAUAUAUAACUAUUUGAAAAAUUGUCGUAUAGCUACAAUAAUUUCACAUUCAUAUUCAUCUCAGAAAAAGAGGUUAGACAUUGAUGAUGAUGAUGAUGAUGAUGAUGAUGAUGAUGAUGAUGAUGAUGAUGAUGAUGAUGAUGAUGAUGAUGAUGAUGAUGAUGAUGAUGAUGAUGAUGAUGAUGAUGAUGAUGAUGAUGAUGAUGAUGAUGAUGAUGAUGAUGAUGAUGAUGAUGAUGAUGAUGAUGAUGAUGAUGAUGAUGAUGAUGAUGAUGAUGAUGAUGAUGAUGAUGAUGAUGAUGAUGAUGAUGAUGAUGAUGAUGAUGAUGAUGAUGAUGAUGAUGAUGAUGAUGAUGAUGAUGAUGAUGAUGAUGAUGAUGAUGAUGAUGAUGAUGAUGAUGAUGAUGAUGAUGAUGAUGAUGAUGAUGAUGAUGAUGAUGAUGAUGAUGAUGAUGAUGAUGAUGAUGAUGAUGAUGAUGAUGAUGAUGAUGAUGAUGAUGAUGAUGAUGAUGAUGAUGAUGAUGAUGAUGAUGAUGAUGAUGAUGAUGAUGAUGAUGAUGAUGAUGAUGAUGAUGAUGAUGAUGAUGAUGAUGAUGAUGAUGAUGAUGAUGAUGAUGAUGAUGAUGAUGAUGAUGAUGAUGAUGAUGAUGAUGAUGAUGAUGAUGAUGAUGAUGAUGAUGAUGAUGAUGAUGAUGAUGAUGAUGAUGAUGAUGAUGAUGAUGAUGAUGAUGAUGAUGAUGAUGAUGAUGAUGAUGAUGAUGAUGAUGAUGAUGAUGAUGAUGAUGAUGAUGAUGAUGAUGAUGAUGAUGAUGAUGAUGAUGAUGAUGAUGAUGAUGAUGAUGAUGAUGAUGAUGAUGAUGAUGAUGAUGAUGAUGAUGAUGAUGAUGAUGAUGAUGAUGAUGAUGAUGAUGAUGAUGAUGAUGAUGAUGAUGAUGAUGAUGAUGAUGAUGAUGAUGAUGAUGAUGAUGAUGAUGAUGAUGAUGAUGAUGAUGAUGAUGAUGAUGAUGAUGAUGAUGAUGAUGAUGAUGAUGAUGAUGAUGAUGAUGAUGAUGAUGAUGAUGAUGAUGAUGAUGAUGAUGAUGAUGAUGAUGAUGAUGAUGAUGAUGAUGAUGAUGAUGAUGAUGAUGAUGAUGAUGAUGAUGAUGAUGAUGAUGAUGAUGAUGAUGAUGAUGAUGAUGAUGAUGAUGAUGAUGAUGAUGAUGAUGAUGAUGAUGAUGAUGAUGAUGAUGAUGAUGAUGAUGAUGAUGAUGAUGAUGAUGAUGAUGAUGAUGAUGAUGAUGAUGAUGAUGAUGAUGAUGAUGAUGAUGAUGAUGAUGAUGAUGAUGAUGAUGAUGAUGAUAAUGUAAUCACAUCGAAUAUUCAGAAUUUACAUCAGACUGAUUUUCUACUCAAAUAUUCAUUUAUUUCUAGAUUUCAUUGA
Messenger RNA from Schistosoma intercalatum, 1503 nucleotides. The record is from the annotation of a GenBank genome assembly. NCBI's taxonomy places the organism in Eukaryota, Metazoa, Platyhelminthes, Trematoda, Strigeidida, Schistosomatidae.